CGACGCAGGGCCAGGUCACACUUGGUUCCGAAAAUUUUCCGGAGACUGGUCCGCCGUGCUCGUGCUCUUCAUCUCUGUCUCCACCGCCACCGCCGUUACGUCGUGCGUACCAGAAGAUCGUGACUCUUGAACGACGAGGAUGCACAGAUUGCUGAUUUUGGUAUUCUUGGUCGCGCGCGUCGCAGCUGGACCCACGUUGAACUUGAAUUCGCAGUCGCAGGAUCAGGAUUGCUUGGAGAAUGACAACCGCAUGUACAGCUGCUUCUUGGUGAAGACCUUGGUCGCCCUCAACAAAGCCGAUCGGUCGAAUGACAUUAAAAUCAUCGAAGGCAUCACCUUCAUGCGGGAAACACCGAUGGAGCGCACGGCGAAGAAUCUGCAGUCCGAGCAGGCGCUGCUCAAUAAACUACCGCAAGAAGAUAGCACCAGAAUGGCAACACUCCUGAGCAUGUUGUAUGAUUCAGCCAUCUCUUUCAUGAAGAGUCACAGUCUGAAAUUCAACAUGGCCGAAAUAUCCAUCCCACAGAUCCUGGCUGAAGGACGGGCCAAGGCCAAGAAGACGUGGUUGCCGCUGAUCACCGCAAUCGGAAUUAAGUUUUUCGCGGUGAUGCCGUUCUUGCUCGGCAGCUUGAGCCUGCUGACCAUGAAGGCCCUCUUCAUCGGCAAAAUCGCUCUGCUGAUCGUCGGAAUCAUAGCGUUCCAAAAACUUUUCAGCGGCGGCGGCGGCGGCGGCGGUUACUUUCCCAAUAACGCACAGUUUGCUGGUUGGGACAACAACGCGGCCUGGAGCAACGCUGCCGCGAAUAACCAGAUACCUUAUAACAAGAGGAGUCUGCAAGACGAAGCUGUCACGAGGGCUGAUGCUCAGUACCUGGCAUAUUCCGCAUACGUACCAUCGACCGUCAGCUAUAACAAUUAAAUGCGAUUCUCCUCGCUCGACUGUCCGCAUCGAGUUGACGUCGGAAGAAGCUGAGAUUAAUCCGACAGCCAUACAACGCGGAGUCGAGAAGCUCCUCAAGGCCAUUGGACCCACCUACGACUGUUAGAUUAUUCUCUCUCUUAGAUUAGUCUCUCUCUCUACACGUAUGUAAUUUAUAUGCGAAUUAUAUUGAUAUAAAUUAUCGAGCAAUCCUAUGCAAUAAGUGAUUACAUGUCUUUUGUAUUUAAUAUUAUUUAACAGUAUUCAAUGUUUGUAUGAAUAUUUGAUAAUAUGUAAUACUCGGUACA
Harpegnathos saltator (Jerdon's jumping ant) is the source of this 1227-nucleotide messenger RNA. It is a transcript of the gene Osi14, whose product is annotated as DUF1676 domain-containing protein Osi14. Gene Ontology annotation, cellular component: membrane. Lineage: Eukaryota; Metazoa; Arthropoda; Insecta; Hymenoptera; Formicidae. The record is from RefSeq and is a predicted model, not a curated record. Bases 140 to 919 code for a protein of 259 amino acids. The transcript is spliced from 3 exons.